CAAUUUUAAGAACUCUGUCUUUCUCUUUUUUUUUUUUCGCACACCAGCUAUUUUCUCCUCCCCCACCAACGACGACCCGCCUUAAAGAACUAUCUGUUAUCUCUAUGCGACCUACCUCAACACUGUCGUUAGAGUCUUCGUCAGACUCGAGUCUGUCAUCAGCAUUCUCCUCUUCUUCAGCUUCUUCUUCACUUUUCGGAAAUCAAUCUCAUCAGGCCACUGGUACAAGUGAUGAAUCUCGCUUUAGUCACAAUAAACAACUAUUUGCCAAGUUCGUAAGAGAAACUCGUACAAAAAUGGAACAAAAGACAUUAGAAAUAAACGCUACUAUGCAAGAAAAACUACCGGAAUGGAAGCAAAGAGGAGCUAUGUAUUCCAAUAAAGCAAAGGAAACAAGUAUAGAGUGGGGACGUAAAAGUAAAGGAGCAGUUGACAGAUGGAAGAAAGAAAGGGCAGAGCAACAACAACAACAACAACAACAACAACAACAACAACAACAACAACAACAACAGCAGCAGCAGCAGCAGCAGCCUUAUUCACCCAGUAGUGGCCUAUCCAUAACGCCGUCUCAGUCAUCAACAGCAGUAUUCGGCAUGCCAUUAGAACUAGCAGUGGCUUUUACGAAAAUAGAUUCAGAUGAUUUAAUACCUGCAGUGUUUAGAAGAUGUAUAGAAUACUUAGAUGAUGCUGGCAUACACGAAGUUGGUAUAUACAGAAUUCCUGGAAGUACCACUACCGUAAACAAGUUGCGAGCUAUUUUCGAUGAAGGAGAUGAUGUCAAUUUUGAUGAUACUAAACCAGACCCGCAUGCAGUUGGCACGCUGCUGAAAAUGUAUUUAAGAGAAUUACCUGAACCCAUUAUUCCAACAGAUCUGAUCAAUGAAUAUUAUGAUCAAUUAUCGAUAGUGGAGAAAGAACAAUGUAGCGACAGUAAUACACCCGCUUUAUCAGUUCAAGUGAUUACAAUAGUUAGAAAUAUCACAUCUAAAUUACCAGUCUGUAACCAUCGAUUGCUGCAAUUGUUAUGCAAGCAUUUAAGAAUGGUAGCAAACAAUGAGUCCGAGAAUCGCAUGUCCAUAUCCAACCUGGCAUUGAUCUUUAUACCAACACUGAACCUAAGUAAGGUUUUGUUUCAUUGCAUGAUUGAACAUUAUGAUGACAUAUUCAGUAAAAUACCUCCACCAUUACCGCAAAAGCCAUCCAAAAUUGUCACCCAUCUGCGAAAAUCUUCAACAACAUCUUCUGACACAACUUCGCCAGUCUCUUCUCCUCUCAACAGCAAGCCAUCCAUACCACCCAAACCCAAUGUAAAUACCAAUACAAUGCCAUCUGCAGUGAAACCUACACCUUCUACAUCCACACCCUCGUCCUUAAAGAAAAAGAUUGUUCAUUCCAAACAGAUGUCUGACACAACUGCAAUAUUAAAAAAGAUGCCACCACCGAAACCAAUCCGAUCUCCCUCCAGUAAUAGCAAUCAUAGCCAUACCACAGGCAAAUCGACCCCUUGUCCCAAAAUGCCACCGAGAACACCACCACCACCACCGCCACCACAAAAACAGCAAAGACCCCGUAACCAUAGCAUGUGCAAAACAGUGACUUCACCGCCUACAACAGCAUUUACAUCCCCUCUCUCCGGAAAUAGGAGUACUACCAAACCAAGAUCAAAGUCAGUUUCUAAUACGACACCUAUGCGGUUUUCCCCUCUACCCCCUCCUCCUGCACAAUCAGAGCCAUUACUAUUUCAACCCAAAGUGACUGAAGAAUUGAUUUGGAAGCAAAGUAAACAUAACAACCAUGGUCGAGUAGGAAUUAUUGGAAGACAAUUUGAACUAUUAAUGAGUAGCAGUAACAGUAGUACUAAGUCUAGUAAUGGUAGCGAUAAUGAUAUCAUACCGUCUUCUUUUUCACGGAAAUAAAAGAAACAGGUCUUUAGAAGAAAACGGGCAUCCGUUGAUUUGUGUUUGUAGAGGACGGGAUUUUUGAAGUCCGACAUCAGCGCU
Messenger RNA from Mycotypha africana, 2000 nucleotides. Its product is annotated as Rho GTPase activation protein. Gene Ontology annotation, molecular function: GTPase activator activity; small GTPase binding. The transcript is spliced from 2 exons. Lineage: Eukaryota; Fungi; Mucoromycota; Mucoromycetes; Mucorales; Mycotyphaceae. Gene Ontology annotation, biological process: small GTPase-mediated signal transduction. The record is from RefSeq and is a predicted model, not a curated record. Bases 105 to 1916 code for a protein of 603 amino acids.